UUCUCUCUCUCCCUCAUUGUCACACAAACACCAGCUUUCUCAAAACUCCACUCAUGGACUCCCUCAUGGUCAGAGCUAGGAAGAACACUUGUCCUGGAGAGACUGGGAUCAGGCAGCAGAUGAAAUCCACCUAGAGCUAAAUCGAAAAAAGCCACAGACUACUGACGUGAAGCUAUGUUUGUCAGUGAGAUGGAUAAGACCCAAGGUCCAAUGGUCCCGUUUAAGGUGGACACGGCCCAUCCGGGCACCCUGAGUCGAGGACAGUGGUCCAGCAAAAUCGAAUUUCUCUUGGCCGUUGCAGGACAAAUCAUUGGCCUGGGAAACGUGUGGAGGUUUCCUUAUCUGUGCUACAAAAAUGGUGGAGGCGUGUUCUUCAUCCCUUAUAUACUCUUCUUUUUUACCUGUGGCAUCCCCCUGUUUCUGCUGGAGACGUCUCUUGGCCAAUACACCAAACAAGGAGGUAUCACCUGCUGGAGGAAAAUUUGCCCCCUGUUUGAAGGGAUAGGAUAUGGCAGUCAGAUAGUUGUUUUGUACUCCAGUAUCUAUUACAUCAUCAUACUGGCCUGGGCUUUCUUUUACCUCUUCUCCGCCUUUAAUUCUGAACUUCCCUGGGCAAGUUGCAGAAACUACUGGAACACAGAGACCUGUAUGGAGUUUGGUAGAGAUACUGGUCUUCACAAUGUGACUGUGCCUGAAAAUGCAACAUCACCAGUGAGAGAGUUUUGGGAGAGAAGAGUUUUGAAUAUCACGGGAAGUGUCGAUGAGUUAGGCAGUAUACGGUGGGAGUUGGCCUUGUGUCUUCUGCUGUCCUGGGUUAUCUGUUACUUUUGCGUGUGGAAAGGAGUGAAGUCUACCGGAAAGGUUGUCUACUUCACUGCGACAUUUCCAUACGUGAUGAUGGUGGCACUGCUUAUUCGUGGAGUCACGUUGCCUGGGGCCAUAGAUGGGAUCAAGUUCUACCUCUACCCAGAUCCAUCCCGCCUCACAGAUCCACAGGUGUGGAUGGAUGCUGGCACGCAGAUAUUUUAUUCCUACGCUAUUUGCAUUGGAUGUCUAACCGCUCUUGGCAGUUAUAAUAGAUACGACAAUAACUGCUACAAAGAUUGUGUGUACUUGUGCCUUCUGAACAGCGGGACAAGUUUUGUAGCAGGCUUUGCCAUCUUCUCUGCACUUGGAUUCAUGGCAUAUGAGCAAAACACGCACAUAUCAAAAGUGGCAGAGUCAGGUCCUGGUUUAGCAUUCAUUGCCUACCCUCGAGCAGUUGCCAUGAUGCCUCUUCCUCAGCUCUGGGCAAUCUUUUUUUUCGUCAUGAUCAUCCUCCUGGGGCUGGACAGUGAGUUUGUAGGUCUGGAAGCGCUUGCAACAGCAAUCUCUGACAUGAAUCCCGGCUUCUUCCAUGUCGGUCAUAGACGCAAACUUCUUCUGCUUGCUAUCAGCGUCGUCAGUUUCUUCAUUGGCCUUGUGAUGGUUACGGAAGGGGGGCUUUACAUCUUUCAGCUAUUCGACUACUACGCCUGCAGCGGCAUGACUCUGCUUCUCUUUGCCAUACUACAGUCAGUCAGUAUUGGAUGGGUGUAUGGUGCAGACCGGUUUUAUGACAACAUAGAAGACAUGAUUGGCUACAAGCCUUUACCCCUGAUUAAGUACUGCUUAAAAUAUGCCACACCAAUUGUCUGCUUGGGAACAUUUAUUUUCUCCUUAAUCAAAUACACUCCCUUGAAGUUCAACAACACGAUUGAGUACCCGUGGUGGGGUUACGCUCUCGGCUGGUGGUUCACUCUCUCCUCCACGCUCAUGGUUCCCAUCUGGAUGCUGUACAAGCUGAGCAACACUCCGGGUUCGCUGUAUCAGAGGAUCUCCAUCUUGUGUACUCCGGCUGAAGACCUUCCUAUCCCCAACCUAGAGAAAAAAACAGCCGAGCAGUUCGACUUGACCCUGUCUCCUGACAGCAUAGUGACCUAAAUGGAGCAGCUUCCGAUGACACUUUUGACACACAAGGAGAGUCUUCCCCUCUUCUUCCCAAUGCAAGACAAAAGCAAGACAAACCUCUCUACCUGCCAUCUCUCAGUCCCAACAGUGUCCGUCUGCAACCUGCAAAACCAUAACAGUCACCACUGAGUCGUGCCUUCUCGACCGACGGCGUUUGUCGCCUUGAUGCCAAUUUCAAACAUUUUUCAGUGGGCACUGAUGUGAUGUUAUUGCCAUACUGGACCACGUGAGACUGACCUGUAAAUCUAUGCAAGGGAAACAGAGAAACUUGUUCCACAUGUUCUCAUUUAUCUCCUUCUGAACAUCAGCAGUUAGUCUAUAGUCACUGCUUGGCACAGAAUAGAUAUGUUUGCAUAGGCUUACGUAAAAAUGGAAUUACUUAGACCGCAGCAAAUAAUGAACAUGGCAUUGUAACGCGUUGUAACAACUCACAGUUGUCAAGUAUGGACGGAGAUUCCCAGUUGUUUUCUGUAUUAAUUUAAACAUUCAAAUGUGCUCAUGCUGUUCUAGUGCCUUAUAGAACAUUAUGGCAGUAAUGUUGGCUGGCUAACAUUAGUAUCGUCCUACAAUCCAUUAUGUACAGUGCAUUUCUUCCUUUAGUCAGAGUAACAUUGGCUUCACAGUCAACGUGUGGACUCAAGUAUAAUUAUGACUGUAUGACAAAGAGUACAUUUAUACAAGUGUUAAAAUGAUUAUUUUCAGCAUUAACCUUGUCAAAUUCUAGUUUUAUACAUGAAACUCAUUUAUUAAGUUUGGUUGUCAUUUUUUUUUAUAUAUAUAAAGUACUGUAUGUCCUUGAAGAUUGUGCCAGUAGGUAUACAUUAUACAUGUAUAACACAUACAGAAGAGAGUUUUCAAAAUAUGUUGAAAUGACAUGGUCACAAAUCAAAAUUGUGUAAUAAUAAUCAUUUUUUUCAAUUUCACCCCAUUUCGGGGUCCUCGACAAUGAUGAGACAAACAAACACACAUAUCUGGUUUUUAUGAUUUUUUUUUUAUUUUGUUUUUAAAUCUUUGUUAAAUAAUAAUGAAAAAUGGGGUGAAUACACUGUCAACAAAUAAAUAGGUGAAACCUUUA
This is a messenger RNA of Solea senegalensis (Senegalese sole), 3064 nucleotides long. Its product is annotated as sodium- and chloride-dependent GABA transporter 2-like. Lineage: Eukaryota; Metazoa; Chordata; Actinopteri; Pleuronectiformes; Soleidae. Gene Ontology annotation, biological process: sodium ion transmembrane transport. Bases 175 to 1962 code for a protein of 595 amino acids. Gene Ontology annotation, cellular component: membrane. The record is from RefSeq and is a predicted model, not a curated record. The transcript is spliced from 15 exons.